CUCGGGGAGUGCAAGCAGUUUCUGGCCUUGGGCAUUGGGCGGCAGUUCACUGAUCCACCGGAGAUGCCCCCGGUGCCCUCACCCGUCUGGCUUCUGACUGUCUACAGCCAUGACGUGCUAUCGCGGCUGGAUGAGGUGAAGGCCAGGGUCACCUCCGUCUUUGGGUCCAACUUAGAGAUGGACUCUACCAAGAAGGUGACUAAAAAGCUCGCGAGUACCGCUGCAGACACAGCCGCCUGGGUUACCAACGUCGGUAACGAGCAUGGGCAGGUCCUCGUCAGUGUCCUCACUGCCGGUGAGGGUGAGGGCCUGCUCCCCAUGGCGGCUGGUCUCAUGGAGCGGUACCGGCUCCCCGGGGAGGCGCCCCCCCAGCUCAUGUACGUGGACCGAGACUGCUGCUCCAGCUUCGGAGGAUCAAAAACAGCUGUACAAUGACUGGGACCAGCUGGUUGUUCGGCUGGACAUCUGGCACCUGAUGUGGCGGUUCGCGUCAGGUGUCACCACUGAGAGCCACCAGCUCUACGGUCCCUUCAUGCGGCAGCUGUCAGCCUGCAUCUUUGAGUGGGAUGCAGGCGAUGUCCGCCGACUGCUGGAGGCCAAGAGGUCUGAGCUGGAGGGGAAGCACGGGAUGGUCGGCCUCACCGAGGCAGAGGUUUCGAGGAAGAUCGGCAGGAAGGAGAUUGCGCUUCACUGUCGGCGUCGUACGCGUGGAGCUGCGGCGACCGAAGUCCUUCUCCUUGACCUCCUCGAGACCUUCAACAGCGAGAGGUCAGGGGUCGACACCCUGGGCAUCCCGUUGCUGGACUCCAUCCGCAUCCAGGCAAUCUGGAAAGAGCAGAGGCGCCACCUCCACUGCAUACAGGACCCACCCGGUGUACAGUUGUACACCGAGACCGGCAAAAUCACCAAGGGCGGCGUGAUGUUGCCGGUUUAUCGCUGCGCACGGGGCUCCACAUCCUUGGAGUCAUUCCAUCUCCACCUCAACCGGUUCAUCCCAGGUACCAGGGCAAAUGCAAUGCAUUUCCAGGCAUUCCUGUUGGAUGGACUGGUGAGGUGGAACGAGGACCGUGCGCAGGCAGCAGUGGAGGGAAAGAACAGGCAGCCCCUGCUCUCCUACAGUGGCCACCUGCAGCACAUCCUUAACCUUAGCAGCCAAAGGGUGCUUGGCAAGGAACAGGUUAAGGACUACUCCAAGCCUAGCGAGUACACAGGGGAACUCCUCGGAGUGGAGUACCUGUACUCGCAGACUGGCAGAGUGCUGCAGGAUGUCAGCGGGGACCCUGACCUUCCGGAAGAGGCAGCCGCCGUCGAGCAGCUCGACGAGGAGGACGAGGGCUUUCAGGAGGAGGAUGUAGACCAGACAGUCCACAUCCCUCAUGUCCCUCGUAUGAGCGCCCCGUCCUCAAGCUCAGCGGCACCUCUGUCAGGGGAACCCGCUGACGCACCCAGGUCUGGGCCAUCCAGUCCCACCGCCCCUGAAGACGGAAGCUCUCAUGAGGCCCCUGGUCGACACUGUUCUCCUCACCCUGACCACUCCUCUGAUUCAGAGGAGGAGACUAAAGGCCCUGAUGCAAUGCCAGGCUACCAGCAUGUCCGCAGGCUUGCCAGGGCCUUGGUGGGGGUGUGGAACCGUCAGGGGUUGUCGGACCGCAGGGUAGACGGUCUGGUGGCACUGUGGCUGGUGCUGCCAGACUUCGACAAACAGCGCUUGAUCUACCCUGCCCGACACCAGGAGAGGAUCGUUCAGGGGCGGUUCAAAGCAACAAAGGGGAAGUCGUCCAUUGUCCUAGGAAAAGACUCUCUCCAACGUUGCCUUCUCGGACUCAACUCGGGCCCUGCAAAUUGGCCGGGCACUAGCCGUUUGGUGGAGGCCAUUUGCAGUCAGCUCUGUCAAAUCCAUCCCAGCGCCACGCAGUCUGCCGGCGUCAAGAAGAGCAGGUGGGCGCUCAUUCUGGCAGACUACGUGGGCAUCAGGGAGGCAGUGCUGAACAGCCCGAGGUUGAUGGCCCAGACCAACCUUCAGCUCUUUGAGCUGAAUCAAAGAACCAUUAGUCAGUGGUAAGACAUUAACUUAUGAAGGACUUGUUACAUGUGUGACGUGACUAAUGACCAUCUGAGUGACAGCUUGUUUGUUUUCUCUCCCUGUUUCAGGUUCCCGGUGUC
Messenger RNA from Oncorhynchus tshawytscha (Chinook salmon), 2163 nucleotides. RefSeq lists its product as uncharacterized. Lineage: Eukaryota; Metazoa; Chordata; Actinopteri; Salmoniformes; Salmonidae. The record is from RefSeq and is a predicted model, not a curated record. The transcript is spliced from 6 exons. The coding region runs from base 263 to 2062 and encodes 599 amino acids.